Planococcus citri (citrus mealybug) is the source of this 12379-nucleotide messenger RNA. RefSeq lists its product as uncharacterized. The coding region runs from base 427 to 8853 and encodes 2808 amino acids. Gene Ontology annotation, molecular function: serine-type endopeptidase activity. Lineage: Eukaryota; Metazoa; Arthropoda; Insecta; Hemiptera; Pseudococcidae. The transcript is spliced from 29 exons. The record is from RefSeq and is a predicted model, not a curated record.
GCGUGCUUUAGUACAACUUUAAGUUUUAUCCUGGAUUGUUGUGCGCUUAUUUCGCUUUGUACUUGGCAUUCAACAUUUUUAUUGCUCGUGUUCGAUAAAUUAUGUUUUCGCGAUGAUUAUAGCCGUCGCUGUUGGGCACUGGUGCGCGUAGUUAAAUUAUUCGUCGAAAGUACGUAUUUUUCAAUUUUCAAGCAGCGAAAAUGCGAGCAACUAGGAUUACAGAAUAAAAAUCAGAAAGAUAAAAUGGAAGAUCGGCGACAAAUUGAGGAAAAUAGAUUAACGUCAUCGCCAGUGCCAUUGCCAUUGUCAUUGUCAGUGCCAGCACCAGUGACUGCGACAGUUUUAGCGUCAGUGUCAUUGUCAGCGCCAGCACAAAGACCAGUAGCGCCUGCACUGACGACGCUUCGUAGGUGAAACGAUCGCAUUAUGGAUGACGACGAAGACGACGAUAAUUUGCGGCUCGACUGCGAGUACUACGAGUCCGAGUAUUUGGGCGACGGCGGCCCCGACCACGAUGAUGAAGACGAAGACGAAAAUGGCGACGUAACGAUAGUCGAGAAUGCAAUCGAUGAAAGAAAACAACCGACGAAGACGAGUACGAGUACCAGCGAGUUUAGACGUUCCGGCAGAUCGACUUUGCAUUACAAAAUCGUCGAAAAACUCUGCAUCGUUUUAUUCGCUUUUAUAUUUUCAAAUUUACGCUGGUCUACGUACGCUGAAACGUCCGACUUGUUCGACGAUUCGCAUUCGCGUCCUAGAAUCAACGCCAUGCCGUCUGUCUACGAAAUGCAUCAUUUUCGGGUCGACAUUUCGCCGAAAAGCCAGCGAGAGGACGACUCACGAAGCGAACACGGUUCAGCUUCGGCAUCGGCGUUGAAGCGUCGCAUAAGGCACGAUACCGUCAAGAAUACGCUCAACGAAGGCGAACGUUUGAUUACUUUCGAAAGAGCGGAUGUCGAUGUCGAUGCAGAUGUGGACGUGGACGUGGAUGUAGGAACCGCGUCUGGUUUGACGAUGCAAAAGAUGAGCAACUUGGACGAGCAUGGUAGCGAUGGAAUCGUAUUUAAGAAAAGAAAGUAUCGCAGCGACGGUAGAGCGGACGGAGCCGCCGGUGUGACUUCGUCCGCUCGAACGCUCUGGUCGACCCGAAAGCCGACGACGACGAUGCCACCUCAACAACAUCUUGCCUCGUCGUCGUCUUUUCGCAAAUACGACCAAAGUUGCGCUUGUUUCGGUGGCAGAAAAAAAUUGCCCAAAGAUUCGAACGAUUUGACAAUCACGCUACAACAUCGUAUAUUGAAUACGUCGCUUGGUAUCUCCGUCGGAGUCACCUAUCAAGUCGUAUUCAACUCGUCGAAGAAACUGCUCGACGUUUUCAUUUCUUCUGAGAACGCGACAAAUGGGCUUCCCGUUGGUGUGUUCUUUCCUUCGCACAAAAACUGUUCGUACGUCGGUCAACUUGGUGGCGGAAUGUCGAACGAUUCUCAAAAUUUGCUCAAUUGGUCACUGCCUAGUGUAAAUGCAAACGCUCCUGUUUCCAGUGUUUUAUUCCGAUUAUGUUACCAACUUGCAGAGCACAAUCAUAGUGUUUACGAGACGUUGUACAAAUUUGCGGUGAUUAAAGGUUGCGAAUUUGCCGUGCAGCCAGCCAAAGGCAGCGUAUCUUCGUCCGAUUUAUUCAACGUGGCCGAAGAUACGAGUACUUCGGGAAGCGGUGGCAACUCGCUCAACUGUUCUUUAUCGUUUGCGAACGUAUUGAACAUGGCCAGCGAUAAUUUGCGCCGCCGAAAAGGACUGAUCGUAAAGCUCGGCAGACUGAACGUUAGAUGCGGCGUAGGAUACGUGCAGUUUUCGUCCAGCGGCGGUUCGGUCUCGCCUAGAAUAUGCGGAAAAUUCGAAGAAAUCGAGCUUUCGCAACGUCAGCAUUACUUCGAGCCGACAAAGACGACGCCGAUGGCAUCGUGGCAAAUCAUCCUGUACGGUAAACCGGCGUUCGCGUUCACUUACGAAUUGGUGGAUUUCUGUUACAACGUUUCGUUGCACUCCAGAAACGAUAGCGUAGUUAUACGACCGUUGCUCAACAUUUUUUGUAAUUAUCAAAUUUCACUGCCCUACGGUAAUCGUAUCAACAUAAGCAUCAGCAUCAAGUCGUCGUCGUCGUCGUCGUCCGUGAAAUCCGUGGCGAAUGUUGCCGCCACCGAUAACUCGACUCGUGCCACCGAAUUGCAAACGAUAUCAACGAAUGCGCCGGAUCCUGUUUGCGGUCUGUUGCUGCUGCGGCUAUGGGACUCGAACAGUUCGAUGGCAUUUUGCCAAAACGAUUCGCAUUCUUUGGAGAACCGCGACUGGCGUCUGCGAUGGCAAAGCGAGCAGAACCACUUGCGAAUUCGCGUUUUUGCGCCCCUAGAUACGCAGCUCGAGCUGGUCUUCCACUACGAAGCGGUUCCGGAAGCCGAUAUCGUCGGCAGCUGCGCUUACGGAUCCGUUUCGGCCAAUUCGGCUUGCGUUAACCUCGUCGACAGCGUCAAAUUGGACUGGAUGCAGGCCGAACAGCACUGCCUUCGUAGUGGCGGCCAUUUGGCCAGCGUGUUGGACGAACAGUCGCAGCAAAUCAUCGACCAGUACUUGAUGAAAAGUCCCAGUUACCAAGAUUCAAACUCAUACUGGAUUGGCGCUACGGAUAUCGGGCACGAAGGUGAUUUCCAUUGGACGGAUGGUUUCGCAUUUUCGUAUUCUAAUUGGUUCAACGGAUGGCCUUUAUACGGUUACUACAACAGGCAACCGAACGACGACGGUUUCAGUAGCCAAGACUGCGUCGAAUUACGUCGUCAAUAUCACGUAUCACCCGCCGACGUGGACGCUAACGGCAGUAAAGCAAGGUUGACGUCCAGUUUCACGUGGAACGAUCGAGAUUGUCGCACCAAAAAUUAUUUUUUAUGCGAAUCGUUUAAAUUGUUACCGAAUUCAGAAGAUACGAGUAAACUGACCAACUCGAGGAAACAAUGUAACCAUAACAUCGCUCUGAACCACGAAAACGAACGAGUGGUUAUAUCCAGCCCCGCAUUUCCUCAAAAUUACCCCGAUAAUAAAGACUGUUUGAUCGUGUUGAGUACUCAGCUACUUUACAAAAUUGUCGUCGUGUUUGAAGAAUUUGUUUUGGAAGACGAACCAGAUUGCGGUUACGACUAUUUAGAAAUUUACGAAAAUCCGUCUUCGAAUGUAAACGUUUCGACGAAUAGUUCGGAAAACGUUCGACGUUAUUGCGGUGACUGGAGCGAUAAACUCAAGUUAUUACGUUACGUUAGCUCCGGUUCGAAAGUAUUUUUACACUUCAGUUCGGAUUACUCGCACGCGUUUAGCGGAUUUAAAGCUUACGUUUACAUCGAACAAGUGAAGAUUGAUUGUCCAGAUAAUCGUUUCCAAAUGUUCCGAGGAUCUUGUUACUUGUUUGUGAGCUUUCCUCAAGUCACUUGGCAAACCGCACAAAACAUCUGCGUCGGAAUACAGGCUGAAUUGGGCAGCAUACACAGCGUAGAAGAGCAUCAUUUUAUCGUUUCAAAAAUCCGAGAAUCGCACGAAUACACGACUACAACAAUUUAUUGGCUCGGAGGAAAAUUCAGCAUUUACGACGAGUGGAAAUGGAUUGAUAACACGAGCAUGACUUUUAACGCGUGGAUUCCGAUGCGUGCGAAUUUCAAACAAUCAAAAAUCAACAACAACGACGCCUGUUUGGGAAUUCAGUGGAUCCCCUCGCCGUCAUCUUUACUGCCGAGUGGCUUAUACUGGGUGCCGAUAUCGUGUCAGAAAACCGGAGGAUACGUGUGCAAAACUAAAAAUCAAUCUGGCAAAAGCAACGGAAUCAAUUUAAAUGUUACGGCCAAUGGCACCGAAGGAGAGCUGUCAUCGCCCAACUAUCCUGGAAACUACUAUCAUAAUUUGGAUUAUUGGAUGAAAAUCAUCAGUCCCGAGAAUACCAGAAUUAUCAUACAAUUUCAUACUUUCGAUCUCGAAGAACAAAAAGACUGCCUAUACGACUACCUCGAAAUUUAUAACGCCACCAGCGGAGCCAGUAAAUCUUCACAGUCGGUGAGAAAUUGCGGCCAUCAUCAUUCGCACAUGUUACACAGGUUGAAUUUUGCAUCUACUUCGAACGAAGUAUUACUACGAUUUCAUUCGGAUUAUUCGGUGGCUGGUUCUGGCUUCAUGGCAACGUGGAAAGCUGUCGAUAUUUCUGGUUGUCCGGUGCAAACGUUGACGGCCAGAGAAGGCGACGUUACAAGUCCGAAUUAUCCUCAUUUUUUGCUGGCCAAUUUACAAUGCGCUACUACAAUUUUAGCUCCUGUGGGCCGACAAGUGUGGUUGGAAAUUACAGACUGGGAUUUCGAUAAAAGGCAAAAUACAGAACGGAGUCAGCCGCCGAUGGCCAAUGCGGAUUUAUUUCUUUUACUCGGCAACAAAGAGAAAUUGUAUCCUUUUCAAGAUACGAAUAUUUUAACUGACGGCGUUUACUUAUCAUACGGCGAGUACAUGAGGAUACAUUUGAAAACCGGUGACGAACCCAAUGGUAGAGGAUUCAAAGGCGUUUAUAAAACUGUUUCGGAUUUGCACGAAACCAGGGUUGUGAAUUUACGAAAUGACUCGAGUGGACAAAUUCGCCAUUUGAAUUUUCCUCUAAAUCCGAUUCCAGGCUUAAACUUUGUUCAACGUUUUGUCGCUCCGCUCGGCUAUGCAAUUCAAAUGCACUUUUACCAAGUUACACCUUCGUCGCUAGACAGAUCGAAAGAAAGCACCUACUGUCCUGGUAAUCGGCAAACUUUCAUCGAAGUACGCGACCACUACGCUGAUCGAAAUGGCACGUGGUGGCAGUUUUGCCAAGAUGAUCAUCAUCAACAAGUCUCGCCGUUAGCUAUAACAUCUUACUUGAAUUCGAUUACCGUCAAGCAAUUCAGCAACGACAGCGAAAAUGGUAUCGUAAUGAACGCUACAAUCGCCGUCAUACCAGAUGCAAAUUUCAAAAUGAAAAUAUCGCAAUUUCCGCAAGACUACGUUUUAGAAUCGUGCCAACCGAAUCCUUGCAAUAAUAAUGGAAAAUGCAUUUCUAUCGAGUCGCAGAAACGCUGCGAAUGCGCCGCUCAUUUUACAGGCUUGUUCUGUGCUCUGACAAUUUGCGACGUGAACCCGUGCGUAUUCGGCGUGUGCGAGUUGACGGGCAACGACUUCAAGUGCGUUUGUCAACAAGGCUAUCAGGGUAAACUGUGCGAUAAAAAGGUGAAACCGUGCUCGGUGAAUCCUUGCGAAGGUCGAGGAGAAUGCAUCGAGAAAAAUAAUUUCACGUACUUUUGCCAAUGCCAUGCUUGGUGGGAAGGAGAAAGAUGCGAAAAGAAAAUCGCCAACAUUCCGUACAAGCCGCUGACUGACAGAAUGCUAGAAGAGCCUUUUUGGCUGGGUUUGUUAACCGUAUUCGUGGUGAUGAGCGUAAUCGGUUUGGUUUGGUGCGCCAGGCGUCAUUUUCCCGAGAAGCUGGAGAAGCUGUUGGCCGAAGAAGCGGAACGCAAUCGACAUUACGUGUCAUCGGGUCGUUCGAGUACAAUGCGCGGCGCGGCCGAUCUAAUGUGCCAAAACGGAAUCGCAACGGCGGUGAACGCGUCCCAAAGCAACACGGCCAACUCGUCGCCGAAUCCGAGAACCUUACUCGGCCGACUCGGUAUUCGAAAACCUUCAUUAUUCAGUUUGACCAGCCCAUUACAACCCACCCAUACCGCGAGAACUUUUAGUUUGGACGAUUUAUUUAAACCUUCCUCGUCAAGAUCACAAAUGUCGUACAAGCAUCGAAAUAGCGCCGGAUAUCGUAAAAAGUCGAUGGAUAAAUCGUUAUUGAAAAAACAAAGUUCUUCGACGGAUGAUAGUAGAUCGCAACAUAGUACGAAAAUAGAAAUUAUCGAAUUGAACGAAGAGAAUUUUCCAAAAAAAGACGAAAAAGAAAACAAAAACGAGGAAACGUCGUUUAUUUUUGCGAAACUGGAGAAAAAAACAGAUAACAAAAGCGAAAUAAAUAACAAGUACGAGAAAAAGGUGCAUUUCGCUCGACUGAUGAGUAAAGUUCAAGCGGAAAUGAUCGCGAGCUCCGAUGCGCACGUAGAUGUAGUAAGAUCGUCGAAAGACGAUCAGCAUAAAGUAGAACAAAAUUUCGACGAAAAACCGCUAACGGUUUCCACUCAAACGUUAAUCUAUCAACUCAAGUCACCUCAUAGUACUAGCUCUAAUCAAGGAAGCGAUUCUUUGUCGAGUUCCGAAAUGACGUUGAUUACAGCUUCAGGCGAGAAACUGAAUUCGAGAAGACCUAGUUUGCUGACUCUGGGUACGACGAGUGGUAAAUGCCAAAAAGCGGCCAGCGCCGACUCCAUACUUGCCAUGUUCCGGAAAUUCUCGUUCAGUACGGCGCCUUCGUCGGAAUGUAAUUCGAAUUUCGUGUCAGCUUCGACUUCGCCGACUAUCUCGAGUCCUCCGGAAGAAGUCGCCGGAUCAGACGAUUCGUCCCUAUCGUCGUAUCCCAUCGGGUCGAUAUCGUCGGUCGGAUUAAUAGCGGAAUCGCCGCCUUGUACUAAGAAACCGCAUUCGGCUACCAUUCAGGUGUCGGUACUGGAUCCUCUGAGUAGCCAGAAAAGCUGCGCUAACAUCCCAUCGAGCAAUUUGCUGCAUCCUCCGACCAUACUGUUAGAAGUGCCCAACAAGUGUUUGUCUCCGAUUCACGAAGUGCCUACGCCUUCUCCGUCUCCUUCGAUGACUCCGAUAAUGCCGCGUCAUCAUAUGCCAUCGAUGCACACCACGUCCAGUUCGCAAGACAGUUUGGAUGUGAAAAGCAACGCGACGAGAAGCGGCGAAAUUACGCCGUUUUCGCCGGCAGCGUCGCCGACCACUCGCGCUAACCCGACCUUCAAGUUGACCUGUCACACUCCGACCGAUACGCCACCUCAGAUACUUUGGAGCACCGAAGGCCAACUACAGAGCGAAGAUACAAACAGAAAAGGGCUGAUAAUACCGACUUUCACGAUUCAAGGACCGUCGCCGAUGGACGAGUCACCGGCCAUCGUUUUAUGUCCGAGUUCGCCGACCAUCGAAUAUGGUACAUCGAUCGCGAAUCGUGGUAUGCAUCUGCACAGACCGCCCACAAUUACGGUAACGUGUAGCGGCGAAACAGACUCCGAUACGGAUUGCGCCGCCGGCGGCGGAAAAUGCGACGGUGCCGGUGGCAGCGGCGGCUGCAACAGCGGUACCGCUCCCAAGACAAUGGCGUAUCUGAGUCCGUUUUCGGUGUGUUCGCGAGCCGAUCGAACAGUUUCCGAGUCGAAUUUGAGCUCGUCCGGGUACAGCUCGAUGGCGAGCCCGAGUCCGUCCAGAUGCGGUUCUAACAAUCCGCUGUGCCCUUCCGAGGGCGAAGAUCAGUCGAUCGGAUCUCACCAUUCUUCUCGUAGACCGUCUCCGUUGCUGAGGACGCCGUCCAGCACCGACAAGAGCGACAGUAACGCCGCCGACGAUGGUGGUGGCAGCGGAGGUGGCUGCCGCGACGGUGGCCAGCACCGCGAUCCUCCGUCCGAUUCGGAAACCUUAUCGGAUGACCAUCCGCUGGAGUCGAACGACGACGAGGGCUUCAGCACCGAUCAGCUCGACGACAAAAUCAAACGAGGCGACGUGAAAAGCGCCAAAGAAUUAGAGCUGUUCAUCGGAAGCGGAACCGAAACGAUGGGCCGUUGCGACAGCGUCCAAGCCGAGCUCGACAAUUGCUCGACUCGCGGUCCUUUGAAAAAUCACGCUAAUUCCGAACAGAAUUUGGAUAAGUUGAAGAAAUUACCGUUCGCUUCGACCUACACAAAACGAUGGAAUUCGGAGACUACGAAUAAGGUCGCCGAUAAAAGUAGCAAAUCGUGGCUGCAGUUGCCGUCUAUCGUGGUGGAUACGGAUGCCGAUGUGGAUGCCGAUGCAGAAGUCGAUGUCGAUUCGAGUAUUAGGACUGGUGUUGGCGGAAUUAGCCCGACUCGUGCCCGCAGUCCGCUUAGUUCGCGCAGCGAAAGCCCUCUCAGCGACCGGAACGUCUACGUUAACCGAUUCUCGCCAAUGUUCUGCAGCAGGUUAACCGAUUCGGAUGGCAUCUACGACUGCACCAGCUCGGACUGUCUGAAACCCACCCAUCGUAAACAUUUCGGUCGAAGAAGAGAGAAACAUCGCAAUAAAAGUACCACUUCCAAAACUACGAGUACAGGUACGAGUAAAAACAACGCCUUCAUGUUACUCGAUGUACCUGGAAAAGUAGCCGCUGACAAAUGGAGAAAACCCAGCCCCAAACGACGUUUAAGAUCCCAUGUCGUCAAAGCUUCUUCUUUGUCAUCGUCGUCAUCUUCUUCGCCAUCUUCCUCCGACAGCGCUAUGUCUCACCAAAGCCGAAUUUGCUUACGAAAACUGCAUAACACGAAACGUAAAACAACGUUCUCAUCUAAAAACAGUUCUUGUUCAACGGCCGAUGAAGCAUCCAUUGAAGACACCAUGCAGGAUGAAUGCUCAGCGGUUCUACAUGAACCAUCCAAGAACGAUCAUACAGAAGAUGAGAAGAGCAGUUAUGCGGACGUUAAACCACCGACUUCCCAACGUUUCAACAUUAUCGAAAAAUUGAGCUCAAUUUUAUCCAAUGACAAGAAAAUGCAAUGGAAAAAUCGUUCCGGUGAUUCUGCUUCUAUUCCAUUGCUCAUACAUUCGCAUUCUGUGGAGGAAAGCCAGAUGAAUUCUGUUCUGACAAAAAGACAUUAUUUGAGAUCGAAACGCGACAAAAGUUAUCACAAAUCCAGCAGAUUAACGGAUUAAAGUAUUACGAGUAAAGCUGUCGAUUGAUUUGUGCUUUCUUUACUCGCCAAAAUGUUUGUCUAGAUCUAUGAGUAAAUACUUGCUCAAUUGGUCUCCAAUAUAAAUGAGAUGAAACUGAUUGACAUGCCCGAGUCGGAUAUUCGACUGAUUCCGUAAUACGCGAGUAUGGUAUAUGUAGUUUAGGUACCUAUAGCGAUGAUAAUCGUCAAGACAAUGGUGUUGGCUUGCUUCUGAAAACCAGUAGGGGAUAAUAAGUACCUAUAUAGGUAUACUUAAAUGUUCUCUUUUUCGUGAAAAAACUAUUUUGAGAAUUUAAUUCGCAUAAACUCGCAUAAUGGUCGAUCACUAAAGGAAUAAUAAAGUAAAAAGUUGAGAAUAAUUUUUCUUUCUUUUCUUCACUUGAAAAUUUUUAAAUGUGGCUCCGCGGCGUCUACAUUCAAAUUCAAUUUGAUCAUCCUGUUUUUUUGUUUUUAUCGCGAAAGAAAUAAUUUUGCACAAAACAACGUGCUUUCAUGCAGUUAAUGCGGUAAUUAGUAAGCAAUAUAUAAGCAUCUUACUUUUACAUCGCAUAGGUGUACUCUGUACAUUCAACUUUUCUCUGUUUUCAAAUGUACUUAUAUGUAUGUAACGUACCACAGGACGAGAAAAACAAAACGCACAAUCAAUAAAUAAGAUGUUAUCGAGUCUUUCAUAAAUUUUUUUGAAAUUUUAGGUUAGGGUAUUUUAAUAAUUAAUUAUGGAUUGAAAUCCAGCUCUUACUUGUAAGACUGCUUUAAAAUCGAGUCUUACGUCUUAUUUUUGAAAAAACUUCUCGUCAACAUUCGAGUUCGCAGUACUACCUACCUAAUUGGUAAUUUACUAAAAAUCAUAGCUCGUUCAAGGGACGGGAAAUAGUUACAGUUUUUAAAGUUAUAAAACGUAGUACAUAAGUAGGUACCUUACUCGUAACUCGAUUGUUGUGUCAUGGGGGCUUAUACUUUUACUUAUUACAUACUCUGUUAUAAAAUUCGCUUCUUAUUACGUACCUAUCUCGCCAUCAGAUCACUAUAAUCUCGCAUUUCGUCGUCGCUUCGCUAAUCUGAAAGAAAUUGUUGGUAGGUAAACCCACUUUUGCCAGCUUCAUAUUCCUCCUCUUAUUUUAUUUACAUUGCCUACAUUUUUCCUUCAUUAAAAAAAUAAAAUAAAUACCCAAGUACAUACUUAGAUAAGCGGGUGAUGAAUACAUGCGGAAUGUAUUAUAAAGUUUCAUUAUUCAUCGAGACUCGUUUUUUCAUUUCACCCGAAUUUACCUGACAGCAAUUUUUCCAAACUGUGAUUAAUUUGAAUUGUAAUUUUUUUCGUACUUUAUUUUAUGUAAGCAUCCAAUUAUUAUAUAUAUUUUUUUUUUGGGGUUGGUUCUUCAUUUAUAAAUAUGUAAGUCUAAGUAUGUGUAAAUUAGAUAUGAUCGCUUAAGUAUUUCAUCAUGUCUUUCAAGUACCUGAGAUAACUUUGGUAUGAUGAAUUUUCAACGCAGAUAUACUUACUCGAGUAAGAAGAAAAUGAUUAAAUAAUUAUUAAACAACCGUGGCCUAAUUAUGUACACUACUUGGAGAGAAUUAUAUACGUGAAAGUUUUCCAACAAAAAUUUAUACCUAAUCAUACAUUUUGGAUAGAAAAUUUUUAGAAGAAUAGAUACUAUAGGUAUUUAUGUACCUAAAAUAAAAUGCAAACGUAGAUUUCAAUCGUAGUUGAAUCUAAACACGCAACAAAAAGCGGGUCAAGGUCAAAGGUACCUACAAUGAAUGUAAGUAUGACUUUCGUCUUUUUUUCCCUCAAAAUUCCGAUUUUUAUGGGUACAAAACUAACACAAGUUCUACAGAAAAUAUUUUAAAUUUUCACUUUUUCGUAGAAAAUCUUGUAUCUUUUUCUGUGGUUAUUAACUUGCUUUUAAUCACGUGCUCGUAUCAUUAUAUCAUUCGGCAGCGAGAGGUAGAGUGAAUUUAGAACUAUCAUUUCAAGAUUUUUGGCAAAAGUAAUAUAUACGUAUUCAAACAAUACGAGGGUAUUUUGUCGCAGUUUUUUUUGCUUACUUAGGGGUAAAUCGCCAGUGGUUGACAUAUCUCAGGACACUUUUUCACUUAAAAAUUUUUUUUCUCCUAUGCAUAUGUUUUUUUUUGAAAAUAAGUUGGUAUAAGAUAUGUCCCCACUCCUUGCCGUCAUUUUGACUUAUAUUUCAUCAAAAAAGGACACUACUGUGACCUUCAAAUUAUUUUUUGAAAAUGACAACUUUUUUGCCCAGUGAUUGACAACCAACAACUAGUGAUUGACAACCCAGUGAUUGACAUGUCCAGUAAUUGACACCCCAGUGAUUGACAUACUGAAAUAUGCAGGAAAACAUGUACCAUGUACCUAUACCUACUUCAAAAACUACUGUAGAUGACGUUUAUCAUCUCAAUGUACAUAAUCUUUGCUUUUUUAUCAGAAAUAAGCCAGUUGCCAUUCACUAGAUAUCAAAAUGCAUAAUUGUCCAGUGGUUGACAUAGUCUACCUAAACAAUGUGAAUUUUGUAAUUAAGUUUACUCCCUUCCUUUUAUUCGGCUUUGAUAAUGUCAUUUUUUACCUAUACAUGAAAUUUUAAAGAAUUAUGAUUACAAAAUUCACAUUUUUUACACAAUGUCAACCACUGGAAAAUUAUGCAUUUUGAUAUCCAGUGAUUGACAACCGGCUUAUUUCUGAUCAAAAAGUAAGAAUGAAGUAUAUCUAAAUGACCAACGUCAUCUACAUUUCAAUACCUUUCAGGAUAUCUCAUUAGUUUUCAGAAAAAUAAUAAACUUUUUGAUUUAUGAAAUUUAUUGUAAAAUACUUUCACAUCAGUUAUGAUGCUGAAAUUUCACAAAUUUUUUUAUAAAAAUUUAUAACUCGAAUGACGCCACAUUGAAAUGAGCAAAUCAUUUGAAAGUCAUGGUGAUGUACAAGCAAGGUAUAAAUUACGUCAUGCUAGUAUCAGUGUUGCCAAAAAAUCAAACUGAACGAAGCAAUUACACAACUGUCAACCACUGGGCGGGUGUCAACCACUGGGCAGUUUACCCUACUAAAAAAACUUUAAUUAAAAAAAAAAUAUUAUAGGUAUACAUAUUAUUGUAUGUGGUAACGUACCUAAAGUGAUUGAUGGAUGAAGGGAAUUAGUCUGCAAUUUCAUGCAAUCCUCCUGCUCAUUUAUAGGCUGAUGAGUUGUUCUUUCUUUAUUCUUUUCAUAUAUUGCGAAGCAUUAUUUUUUCUUCCUUGUAUUGAAAUAUAUACAUUUCGUGAAUUAAGUAUUUAAGAUGUAAUAACGUGAUACAGUGUCUAUAUGUAAAGCUAAGCAAUACAAUAUUACGUACUACGUACCUAUAUACUUACUAAUACGAAAUGAAAAUACAUAGUUGUAAUUUUUUCUCUUUUUUUUUAUGAAUAGAAAUUAAGUAAUUAUUUGUUGAUUUUAAAAUUCAUGUUGUAAAAUGAAGGAUAUUUUAUUAGUAUAAUAAAUUUUUGAAAAAAAGGUUUACAA